Messenger RNA from Pipistrellus nathusii (Nathusius's pipistrelle), 855 nucleotides. NCBI's taxonomy places the organism in Eukaryota, Metazoa, Chordata, Mammalia, Chiroptera, Vespertilionidae. The record is from the annotation of a GenBank genome assembly.
AUGGCCCUGGACAGGGUCCCGCGGAGGGUGGGGGUGGUGGGCUACGGCCGUCUCGGACAGUCCCUGGUCUCCCACCUGCUGACUCAGGGGCCGGAACUGGGCCUCGAACUGGUCUUUGUCUGGAAUCGGGACCCGGGACGCCUGGCAGGGAAAGUGCCCCCCUCCCUGCAGCUGCAGGACCUCAGUGACCUUGGGGAGAGGCACCCUGACCUUGUGGUGGAAGUGGCCCACCCCAAAAUCAUCCAGGAAUCUGGGGCGCAGAUCCUGCGCCAUGCCAAUCUCCUGGUGGGGUCCCCCUCAGCCCUGGCUGACCAGGCCACAGAGCGGCAGCUCCUGGAGGCCUCCAAACGCUGGAACCACGCUGUGUUCGUGGCCCGGGGGGCCCUGUGGGGCACGGAGGACAUCAGCAGAUUGGACUCAGCUGGGGGCCUCCAGAGCCUCCGUGUCACUAUGGCUACCCAUCCCGACGGCUUCCGGCUGGAGGGACCCCUGGCUGCAGCUCGGAGCACCGGGCCUCGCACUGUGCUCUACGAAGGCCCGGUCCGCGGGCUCUGCCCCUUUGCCCCCCGCAACUCCAACACCAUGGCAGCCGCCGCCCUGGCGGCCCCCAGCCUGGGUUUCGACCGCGUGAUCGGCGUGCUUGUGGCGGACCUCAGCCUCACGGACAUGCACGUGGUGGACGUGGAGCUGCGGGGACCCCCAGGCCCCACGGGACGAAGCUUUGCGGUGCACACGCACAGAGAGAACCCCGCCGCGCCCGGCGCCGUCACGGGCUCUGCCACGGUCACUGCCUUCUGGCGCAGCCUCGUGGGCUGCUGCCAGCUCCCCUCCAGGCCCGGGAUCCACAUCUGCUGA